GGCUUCAGAAAAAUGGGGCGGCGGGACGGGAGGGUUGCACAUUGCAGCGUGACUCACACAAGCCCUGCGGUGGACGUUUCUCCUGAUGCUCCGUUCCCGGUCUUAGCAACUGCAGGAGUAACCGACAUCCCCACCUCUCCGCGCCGAAACCAUGUCGACGGAGACCGCGAGCGGCCCCACCGAGGACCAGGUGGAGAUCCUGGAGUACAACUUCAACAAGGUCAACAAGCACCCGGACCCCACCACGCUGUGCCUCAUCGCGGCCGAGGCCGGCCUUUCCGAGGAGGAGACUCAGAAAUGGUUCAAGCAGCGUCUGGCCCAGUGGCGGCAGUCAGAAGGCCUACCCUCAGAGUGCAGAUCCGUGACAGACUGAGGAGCUGGUGGGCACUGGCAACCGCCCUCCACGAAGACUGUCUGCCAUUUCUCUCCUCGGCUUAACCAAGCGUUUUGGUUUUUCAGUGUAGUGCUGUGUGUUCCAUUGUUAGCUGUCCUGCUAUUUAACACAACGUUGUAUUUUUUUAAUGUAUAUAACCAGAAAAGUAAGUAACCCUAGGAAGCUAUGUGUAGCUUCUGUGUAAAGCAGUGGCUUGGCUGGGAAGUGGUGGGGCUUGCAUUUCCUUUUAAGUCUUGAUAAUAGAUGGUGUGAAAAUCAUCUAAGUUUCCUUUUGACCAUCACCUCCCAGUACCAGUUUAUCGUUACCAUCCAUUUCAGAGUGGGCAAGGCCUCUGUUGAAAAGAUAACAUGACCAAGAGGGAAAACAGGGGAAACGUUUCCUUCUGAUUCUACUUCCCUAAGUCGUUUUCCUUAUGUUGCAGUUGUACACUGACACUGAGUGAGAAUACAGAGGGAGAUAUGAGUCCAAUUUCAUAAAGCAGUUCCUUGGAUUAUUAGCUGCAUUCACUUGGAAAGAACCCAGUUAGGUUGGGAGACAGAAACUCCAACUGGCAGAAAAUCAAGUAAGAAAAAGAUCCACAGAAGUCUUCAAUUUACCUUAUGUAAAUGUAUUUGUUAAAUUUAUUUUACUAAACAAAGUGAACUGCUUUUUGUCUCUGAAAUGAUAUUCUAAUAAAAACUUUUUUGUUGAAAAUGCA
Molecule: messenger RNA, 1092 nt
Organism: Ailuropoda melanoleuca (giant panda)
Lineage: Eukaryota; Metazoa; Chordata; Mammalia; Carnivora; Ursidae
Gene: HOPX
Product: HOP homeobox
Exons: 3
Coding region: 152-373 (73 amino acids)
Biological process (GO): regulation of transcription by RNA polymerase II; cell differentiation
Cellular component (GO): nucleus
Molecular function (GO): DNA binding
Source: RefSeq, a predicted model, not a curated record